CAAUGGUCUACGUAACCUCUACCAAGCAUCCCAAGGGACUCCGUCUCCUCUCCCUCGAUGGCGGUGGCGUCCGAGGCAUCAUGGGUCUCGUUAUCCUCAGAGAGCUCAUGCUUCGCGUCCAGAAGAAGAAAGGUCUGGACAAGAUUCCCUUACCAGCUGAUUACUUCGAGCUCGCUGGUGGUACCAGCACAGGCGGUAUCAUGGGUAUCAUGCUCUUUCGUCUUCGCAUGAGCGUUGAUGACACCAUUAAGGAAUAUGACAGAAUCGCCAAGACGAUCUUCAGUCCUAAGAUCUACGGCUGGGAUAUUAGCUGGAUCCCUGGUUCAUCAUACCUCAACAACAGCAAGGCUUUAGUUCAGGACAGCAGAUUUGAUGCUGGGUCUAUGAGCAAGGCUAUUGACGAGGUUGUUGAGAAAUUUGGCCUUGAUGAAAAUGACAAAAAGCUGAAGGGCAACGCGCCUCUUCAGCACGAAGGUGGUGCACGGAUGUUCUGCUGUACUACUGCCCAGAACAGAGCUGAGUCUAUGUUGAUGCGAACCUACAAGGACAAGACCAUCUACACCAAGUCCAAAGUCAACGAUGCUCUACUCAAACACGGUGACAAGCUCACCAUCAGCAUCGCAGCACGCGCAACAUCUGCUGCUCCAACCUUCUUCCCCGAAGUGAAGUUUCCAGAGGAUAAGCCUGAGUUGGUGUUCUGGGACGGUGGCCUUCUUAACAACAACCCCAUCGACCAGCUCUGGUACACACGCUUUGAGCUCGUUGACCCCAAAGACCCUUCACCGCCGAUCUCAUGCGUUAUCAGCCUCGGUACUGGCUACGUCAGCCCAGGAAAGGCAAAGCAGUCUUGGAUCAAGGUUGUUGGAGUAGCGUCCAAGGUCAUGGACUUUGCUACCAACACCAACGCUAAGGGCAAGGACUUUUCACGACACAUGACGCAUCUGAAUGAGAGAGAUGAGCACAAGGAUACCAAGUAUAUUCGUUUUAACCCAUUCUUGAAGGAGGAGAUUGGUCUUGAUGAGUACCUGAGGAUGGACGACCUCAAGGUGAUUGCGCAGAAGACCAUGGAUGAUCCUAACCCUACAAACCAGUUUUGGAUCAACCAAGCUGUGGAUGCUAUUUGCGCAUGAGAUAGAAUCAAAUGGGAUGAACAAAAGGAUUUUUGGGCUGUGGAUAAUCUGGCAUCGAUAAGCUGUCAUUUGCGCGAAGUUAAGUACUAAUGGAGCAAAUGUAUGGCACACGUGCAUUGACUUCACCAUUCUAUGUGAUUCACAUGUCUGGAGGGCCACAUAAGUAACGCAGUUGAGAUUUAUGAUAACAAUAAUGGGGAAAGAUCUACGCUCUGGUUGCUAUGUAGCUGGAAGCGAUCA
This is a messenger RNA of Fusarium oxysporum Fo47, 1370 nucleotides long. RefSeq names its product acyl transferase/acyl hydrolase/lysophospholipase. Gene Ontology annotation, cellular component: membrane. NCBI's taxonomy places the organism in Eukaryota, Fungi, Ascomycota, Sordariomycetes, Hypocreales, Nectriaceae. The annotation marks the transcript as partial. The transcript is spliced from 2 exons. The record is from RefSeq and is a predicted model, not a curated record. Gene Ontology annotation, biological process: arachidonate metabolic process.